Penaeus chinensis is the source of this 822-nucleotide messenger RNA. RefSeq lists its product as uncharacterized. NCBI's taxonomy places the organism in Eukaryota, Metazoa, Arthropoda, Malacostraca, Decapoda, Penaeidae. The record is from RefSeq and is a predicted model, not a curated record. The coding region runs from base 1 to 822 and encodes 273 amino acids. The transcript is spliced from 4 exons.
AUGAAAUGUAUUCGUUUUGUGAUCCUGAUUGUACCGGCAAUUAUACCAGAGGCGGCAUCUGCGUGGCCGUCAGCAGACAUCUUUUCAAAAUUAAUUUCAGAUUUUCAGGACUUUCAUAACCAAAAUAGAAUAUGCCUGAUAAAUUCAGCACAAGCACAUGGAGAUGAGGACGCCAAGGCCCCUGACUACCGUUCCUGGAUAACGAGAACCGUCGCGCAACAAGCCAAGCGCUCAUACGUGUCUGUAGCAAAGGCUGGGUCUACGGAAGGCUUCAAACUCACCGUGCAUGCUAGAGACAAUGGCACGAGUCUGAGUAUCCAGAAGGUGUGCGCAGGACUUGUUGUGGCACAGCUGACUGACCACAAUGUUGCGGCUGAAUUUUCUAAGAUAUUUACUGAAAGUCUCGAGCAAGAUCAGUGGUUACUGAUGACUAAUCAAGAUAUGCAAGAACUAUUAACUUCCCUCUACCUUCCACUCAACAACAAGGUAACCCUGGCCAUGUUUUCUGAAGAUGCGUCAUCGGCAUCACUUUGGGAGAGUUACCAGAUCUUGCGAGGUGGAACACCAAAGCUGGUUCGAGUCGGUUCUUGGGUCUUAGGCCGGCAGGCCAUUUUCGAGGAUGGUUCGCGCUUGGAAACAAUUCUUGGGUCUAACGUCUUGCCGAAUAAGUUUUUAUCUGGCAGAAGUAUGCGUUUUGGUCAGAUUAUUGCGCCUGAGGGUGACGUCGCACAGAGACGUUGGGACUUGACGGGUCUCCAUCUCCGGUGCACUGUUCUGCCAGUAAGUCACACACUCAGCAGAUUUGAAAAUAUUGUACUUUGA